Messenger RNA from Debaryomyces fabryi, 2562 nucleotides. RefSeq lists its product as uncharacterized. The coding region runs from base 1 to 2562 and encodes 853 amino acids. Gene Ontology annotation, biological process: retrograde vesicle-mediated transport, Golgi to endoplasmic reticulum. The transcript has a single exon. The record is from RefSeq and is a predicted model, not a curated record. NCBI's taxonomy places the organism in Eukaryota, Fungi, Ascomycota, Pichiomycetes, Serinales, Debaryomycetaceae.
AUGAAUGAUGAUAAUAUACUAAUAGCUGAUGCUAAAACUUACAUCAGUAUCAUUCAUUUACUUUCAUCUUCAACUAGUAUUGAAGUUGAUGACUUAUCAAAUGUUUUCAAUUCCUUGGGUUCAGACAUGGCUGUUGGAAAGCCUCAUACAUACACAAAUCUUCAUAAUAUACUAGGACUAUUGCUUACAUAUCCAACUAGGUCAUAUAUUUCAAUAGAUAAUAUCGCAAGGUUUGCCCAGGGUGUUGUAAAUUAUGCAAGGUCUCCGGAUGGGAAUUCGAAUACGUCUGAAGGGUUGUAUGAGGAUUUAGAAGAAUUUGCCAAUUGGAUAUCCAGUCGCUUCGAAAUCGAUGACAGUGCUAUAUUUUCUCUUGAUGAUAGCAUACUACUUCAAACUGCUUAUGAUUUGGCCGCAGAUAAUAGACUACAAUGUGAACAAUUUGGAUAUAAAGUAACUACUGAUGGGUCAAUCAAUGAAUUGCUUUUUCAAUUCAUUCAAGCUAAGACUUUGUACUUAUCAAAGUAUUGUACUGAGAUAGGGGAUUUAAGUCCACUCUUCGAAAUAUUAGAAGGUUAUUCACCAUUUGAUAAAUGGUAUCGAGAUAUUAUUACCCCUUUCACGUACUAUUGGAACAAUUAUGGGUCGCUUAAUAAUAAUUCAUUAUUGGAUCUUUUCCAAUUCUUGAAAGCGGAAUCGUUUAACGAAAAGUUACAUAUACUCAUUGAACCUUUGAAUCUGCCAGCAUAUAGUGAAAAACUAUCUGUCAACAAUUGGAUUUCUAAGGUCGUUAUGCCAUUAGUUGUGUAUCAUGACUAUGAUUUUAAACCCUUGUUAGAAUGGCUUUAUUUUAGAGGAGAAUGGAAUAAUCAGGAACCUUCCAAGAAAUAUGCAAUAUGGAAUAAUGCAAUACGAUCUAUCAUUUAUUUUAAGGACUAUAAGAAUAAUGUUCUAGACGUUUCAAGAUAUGAAGAUAUACUAAAGUUCUUUUUGGGUUCCUGCUACUACUAUGCGAUAUUUUAUGAGACAUCUGAGAAAGUGUCAUCGAUCGAAAUGCUAAAAAUAUAUGAUUCGAUAAAAGAUAGUUUAGAUAUAAUCCAACAAAGAAUAGGUGCUGCAAAUGGUGGAAAAUUUGAAUAUUCUAUGGAAAAGAUAGAUUUUGGGUCAUUAGAUAAGUCAUCCAGCCUUGCCUCAUUUUUGAACGACUCCUCCAACCCAUUUACGGAAUUAUUCAAUCCAAGUCUGUCGUCGGUGAACUUUCUUCAGGAAGCUAUUAUAACUUGCGAAAAAUUAUAUCCUACUAGUAAAUUCACAAUUCUUGAAUUUUUAAAAUUAAAGUAUUCAUCUACAUCUGAUUUCACAACCGGUGAACGUGAGGUAGCUAAGAUAAUGACCAAUCUUAACAGUAACAACUGGUCCAUGAUAUUAUCUUCUGCUCGCUUAUUCACUGACUCGUUUAUUUCAAAUGAUAAAACCCAUAACGAAUCCAUUAAUAGGCUCAUUAUUGACAGAUUUUUGUUCAAUAAUUUAUUUGAUGUCGUUGGUGGGUUCUAUGAAGAAAAGGAGUUGCCUAUAACUGUCGAUGAUUUUUAUUCCAUUAUAUUGAAAAAGUUUUGGGAAUCAUUCAAUAAAGCAACGAAUUUCAAUAGCAAAAUUGGAAAAUUACAUGAAGCAUCUCAAAGUAUUCAACUAUUUGAUAAAAUUUCUUCCGAUGAACAAUUAUCUGCUACUUGUAAGGAUGAAAUUAUAAGGAUUAAACAUUUAUUCAAAGCUGUAUCCAAUAUAAAAAAUUUUAAGAUUGUUAUUCAAAAGGGAUCCCCGUUUGUUCCAUCUGACUUAAUCAGUCAAUUUGGUGCAGUGUCCUUGAUGGAUGGUCUUGAUUUGGAUGAACAAAAACGUUCCCCUAUGGCGUUGAUUUCUACGAUUCUAGAACAAAAUCCUAAAUCAUACUUGGCAUUUGAAAAGCUAUACAAAAUUUUGAACGAUCUCCUCAUAUUCUUUAAUGAUGAACAUGCAGAGCCCACUUUUUACUUCAACAAAUUGAAAUCCAUUUGCAUCGAGUCUGCAUUAGUUGAUAAUAAUUUUCAAUUUGCAUACAGGCAGUCCAAUGAACUACUUGACCAUUAUUCGACAGACCAGAACAAAAACUUGAAUGAGUUUUGGCUCACGUUUUAUCAAGUAGGUAAAUUUAUUUCCCCCGAAUGGUUUAAUGAAUCUUCUUCUUCUCAAAGCGAUAAAAUUGACAUAUUAAUAAAGCAGAGGGAUAUAUUGUCUAAGACCCUCAAAUUCACUGAGCCAUCUGAUACUACCAUUGACAAUAGUAGAGUUAUUUUAACACAAUGGGAAAGUAUUAAUAGUCAAAUCGAAGAUUGGUAUUUAAAUCUGCACCAAGAUUACUACACCAAGGGCUCAACUUCUUCAAAUGAUGCUGUUCCUGAGCGUAUGGCUACUUUAGCUAAUGACAUUAUGAAUGAUGCAUCUAAUACUACAAGUCAAGCUAGUGAAAAGCUUUCUAAUUUAUUUGUAUCUGGUUUAGGGUGGGCUCUUGGAGCAAAUCCACAAUAA